Molecule: messenger RNA, 2372 nt
Organism: Daldinia caldariorum
Lineage: Eukaryota; Fungi; Ascomycota; Sordariomycetes; Xylariales; Hypoxylaceae
Exons: 1
Coding region: 715-2175 (486 amino acids)
Source: RefSeq, a predicted model, not a curated record
AUUGGCGACAUAAUGUAAACUUCAAUGUUGUUUCCUAUUUUGGGGGGGGGGUUCAAUUUCGAAGAGCAUUUAUCCAGGUACUAUGUAAUAUUCAAGUAUCUAGGUUGGUAAUAUGGCAUGGCAUUGGAACUAGGUAGGUACACGAUAGCAGUGGCUUGCUUCUUACGGGUAAGAUGAACUACGGUAAUCGGUAAGGCCCGUAAAUUUGCCUAGAUUAGGUAAGCAAAGCCCCUCCUCCACAUACAUACAUACAUACAUACAUACAUAUAUGUACCUAACGUAAUAAUGUACGCAUAUGUAUGGGGUACCUAUCUUACCUAGGUACCUAUUCUCUACCACUCAAAUAGCACCACGACUUCUAUGCAGCUCACCCCGGCCCUUCGUCCAUCUCCUCUCGAGAAAUCAAACCGAGAGCGAAACAACAACAUUAUACAAAGCUCGUCUCCGGUUCGAACCACAUGUCCCGCCUACGCGCCGACGAAUCAUCCUAUUUCUCUAGCUCCGGCGCAGGGAAUCACAUCCAUUAUCUACGAGAACGGAGAACGUCGAGCCCUUCCUGUUGGCUGGCACAGCAUAUCGCUUAAUACUACUCGCAAUCAGCCUAGCUACUGGCCUGCUGAGCUUGUCUGGCUUGUUCUAGCUUGUCUAAGCACUUCAAGCAUCGUCCAGCGUAUACAUCUCUCGUAUAUACACCAAGCCUGCAUCUUAUAGAACAUGGCAGACACAUCAUAUCCUUCGACCUCCCCGCCUCCUCACCUUCGUAGUCGCUCCCCUUCUCGUAUACAGAGUCAUCCAAAGACUAGUACCGCCACCAGUAGCUCUCUGAAUCAGAGCAAUUUUCCUCGGCGCUCACCACCCUUUACUUUCCCUCCUGUUUUCCCAAAGAUUAGUUCAUCCACCUUUCUUGUGCCGAGCACUGCCGAAGGAAGACCGAUCCCCCUCGACGACUCUACCGCUGCUCAUCGUACUACUGCCCUACGCCAGCUAAGUCGCUCUCAACCGUCCUCACGCCAGCGCUACUCGAGAGCGAAGCCCCCACCCAGCGCCAAGAGCUCAGCAGCCGGGACUUAUUCACAGCCAGUCGUGGUGCGUACGUAUCCAGGAGCAUCCUCGUCGUCGACAUCGACAGUAAGGGGCCCAAUCUCCGUCUCCAGCAUAACCUCUUCACAAAAUCUAUCGUCCCAGCGUAUUAAGCGAAACAGUACGAUGAAGGACAAGGUGCGACGUAAGGGAACGGAAAAACGGCGUGGAACGGUUGAUGCCAGACUGCCGCCACUUGAAUCAUUCACCUUUAAGAGUAUUAUAGUAGAUAUACAGCAGGAUGUUGGUGCAGAUCUAGACCGGAUAGCAGAGAUCUGUGCACGCACGAAAUACUCUCUAAGCAACCAGUAUGAGGUCCAUAUCGCCCCUCAGGGAGCAGGGUCAGGAAGCCUAGGACCUCCAUCUACAUCUCUAAGGCAUCACGUUUCCACAGCCUCUACGCUACAGGCGAUAUCGAGUGAUGAUGAACAUGCUGGACCCAGGCAGAGGAAAAGGAGAGGCGCUACUCGGCGAAGGGAUACUGCCUAUGGUACUUUGGAAACAAUUAUGAGUUCGAGCAGGUCCUCGGACGAAGACAGAAGCAAUAAAAAACCGGCCGCUCAGAUUAUAGAGGAAGUUUGUCGUGCUACUGUUGGUACCAACGAUGAAAGCGCCAGUGCGAAUAGCACGGAAGCCCAAGCUAGCAGUGAACACCAGGACAAUAAACAAAGCUCUUUCUCGUCAAAAUCGGGUAUAUUUGCAACCGCCAUUAUGGAUAGGUCUAGGAGCCAGGCGCAGGGCAAUGCUGCUUCACAGGACACACGUGGGGUGAUCUUACUUAGCGGUCCAGCAGAGCCACAAACGUCACAAAAUCAUCUUGAAACCAAGACAUCGCCCAUAGGAUCCGCUGGGAGAUGUUAUGCGCGUGAAUCUUUAUCGAGCGUACCACAAGUAGUGGCAUCGAAGUCGGUAGCUGCAGCAGAUAUUACUACGCCAGAAGAUCCAAGAGGUCCUUCAGGUCGGUUAUCUGGCUUUAGCGCAUGGAUGCCUUGGAAAGGUGCCAAGCCUGUUUCUAAUAUAGAUCCUGAGGUGUUUAAAGGGUAUUCAUCUUACGCUGAAGGUACUUUAAGGGAGUUACUUAGGUCUAUAGAAUAGGUUAAUGACGUAAUGAAAAAAAGGGCUUAAUUUAGGUAUGUCCGAUGUUACAGCUGGUUUUAUAAGAGGGCUGCUUGACCGUGAGGUUUAAAAUUAAGGUUUUUCUUUUUAAUUUAAUUAUCGUUAAAAGUAAAAUUAAAAGUAGUAAAAAAUCCGUAAGGGAUUUAAAUAAUUAAGUUAUAAGCGUAUAAGCCACG